This is a messenger RNA of Ctenopharyngodon idella (grass carp), 4142 nucleotides long. It is a transcript of the gene adamts1, whose product is annotated as ADAM metallopeptidase with thrombospondin type 1 motif, 1. The record is from RefSeq and is a predicted model, not a curated record. Lineage: Eukaryota; Metazoa; Chordata; Actinopteri; Cypriniformes; Xenocyprididae. Gene Ontology annotation, cellular component: extracellular matrix. The transcript has 8 exons. Gene Ontology annotation, biological process: extracellular matrix organization; proteolysis. The coding region runs from base 292 to 3066 and encodes 924 amino acids. Gene Ontology annotation, molecular function: metalloendopeptidase activity.
GCUUCUUGCUUCUAAGACAGAAGGAGAGUUGAAUCUCGAGGAGACAGUGAGGGAAAACUGCCCACUUUUGAUGCUUUUUAAGACUUGUCUUUUCAACUGCUGCUAGAGACUGCGAUUGUUUUAUUUAUUUCCAUUUUGAGUCGACUUCAGCUCUGGAUUGGUACCUAUUGCAGUUUUCUGGUUUUGUUUCUGUCUACCAGCUCCGGGAGUCAAAUUCUCAAAGAACUAAAACUUUGUAAGGAUUUCCAUUGGGGUCCAUCAUUUUGCUCUUGAGAACCCAACAGGAAUAUAAUGUCUUUUUUGCGCGUCAUACUGGGUUUCGUUGCAGCGCUGUGCGUAAACGCGGCGCAGAGCGCGUGGGAGGAGAGCACCGUGGUGCCGGUCCGGCUCGACUCGUACGGCACCGAAGCGACCCAUACAGCAGAAGCACGGGAAAAGGAAUCCGAGAAACGCAUCUAUCGCUUGGACGUCUUUGGAAAUCAGAUGGUGUUGGUGCUGGAACCGGAUCAGACCUUUUUAGCGCCUGGGUUUGUGUUCCAGAUGGUGGGGAAACCGGAGUCCGAGGAGUUUGACAGCGCGGGACAGGCGCAGUGCUUCUUCUCGGGGGCCGUGAACGGAGAAGAACUUUCCGCUGCGGCGAUCAAUCUGUGCAAUGGACUGCGGGGCGGCUUCUAUGUCGGCGGCGAAGAGUACUUCAUCCAACCCGCGAACGCCAGCGGAGAGGCUUCGGAUGGAGACAUCCAUAUCAUCCGCAGAAGAAAACGGGGGUUGUUGGCUGAGGAGAACGGUUCUAAGUGUGGGGUGAACGAGGAGGAGGAACGGGUCGCCGAGAAACCAUUUGCAACCAAAUCCGAGCCCAUUCCAUCUGAGUCUAAAGCACACCACAGAUCCCGUCGCUUUGUGUCGACUCCUCGCUAUUUGGAGAUCAUGAUUGUGGCAGACCAGUCAAUGGCAGAGUUUCACGGAGCUGGGCUCAAAACUUACCUGCUGACCAUCAUGGCAGUAGCAUCUCGUCUGUAUCGACACCCUACCAUUCAUAACUCGAUCACUCUGGCAGUUGUGAAGCUUCUUGUUGUGUACAAUGAAGAGCACGGUCCCCAGGUGUCCUCCAAUGCAGCGCUUACCCUUAGGAACUUCUGCCAGUGGCAAAAGCAGCACAACCCACCAAGUGACCGGCACCCUGAGCAUUACGACACAGCAGUACUGUUCACCAGACAGGAUCUUUGUGGUGCUCAUUCUUGUGACACUCUGGGAAUGGCGGAUGUGGGCACUGUGUGCGAUCCCGAUCGAAGUUGCUCCAUUGUUGAAGAUGACGGCCUCCAAGCAGCCUUCACCGUAGCACAUGAGCUUGGUCACGUGUUCAACAUGCCCCAUGAUGAUGCCAAACAAUGUGCCAGCGUUAAUGGAGACCAGUGGAGCGCCCACAUGAUGGCCUCGACCUUGUCCAAUCUGGACCAGCUACAGCCCUGGUCUCCUUGCAGUGCCCUGAUGGUCACAACCUUCCUGGACAAUGGCCAUGGUCAGUGUUUACUGGACAAGCCCCAGAAGCCUCAGCAGUUGCCCCAGGCUCUGCCAGGUUCAGUUUACGAUGCCGACAGACAGUGCCGUCUCACAUUUGGAGAGGAGUCCCAGCACUGUCCUGACCUGAGCACCACUUGUGCCGCACUUUGGUGCACCGUCACAGCUACAAAUGGCUUGCUGGUCUGCCAAACCAAGAACUUUCCAUGGGCCGAUGGGACGCCUUGCGGGUCUGACAGCUACUGUAUGGCAGGACGAUGCUUGAGCAAGGCCGAGGCUGCCAGAUAUCAGACUCCAGUCAAUGGCGGAUGGGGAACUUGGGGAUCUUGGGGAGAUUGCUCACGUACCUGUGGAGGAGGUGUGCAAUACUCUUUUAGGGACUGUGACAAUCCCCAACCCAAAAAUGGAGGCAAAUACUGCGAGGGCAAGAGAAUUCAGUACCGCUCCUGCAACACCGAGGCCUGCCCUGAUAGCAAUGGUUUGACAUUCCGUGAGGAACAGUGUUUGGCCCACAAUGACAUCUCCUCUCAGGUGUCAUUCGGCUCAGGAGAAGGUGUCGAGUGGGUGCCGAAGUAUGCGGGAGUCUCUCCCAAGGACCGCUGCAAGUUGGUGUGCCGAGCAAAGGGAACUGGGUACUUCUUCAUUCUGAAGCCAAAGGUUGCUGAUGGUACACCAUGCACCCCGGAUUCCACCUCAGUCUGUGUCCAAGGCCAGUGUGUGAAGGCUGGUUGUGACCGGGUCAUUGGUUCCAACAAGCGUUUCGACAAAUGCGGCAUCUGUGGAGGAGAUGGAUCUACUUGCAAGAAAGUUUCUGGAUCAAUGGAACGUGCUAUACCGGGCUAUCAGGACAUAGUGACGAUCCCAGCUGGUGCCACGCACCUAGAUGUUAAGCAGCGCUCUCUUGGAGGCCGCCGCCAUGACAAUAGCUACCUAGCAGUUCGCCGGCAAGAUGGCACGUACCUACUGAACGGCGACUAUAAGCUGAUGACUUUAGAGACUGAUAUCUCUCUGAAAGGUGCACUUCUGCGAUACAGUGGUUCCUCUGCCACACUGGAGCGCCUCCGAAGCUUCGCUCCCUUACCUGAGGCUCUUACUAUCCAGGUGUUGUCAGUUGGCGAUUCCCCAAGACCUCGCGUAAAGUACAGCUACUUUGCUCCACGUCCCAUUGGGUCAAAUCGUCCAUCCAUUAAUGCCAUUAGUGAAGCAGGAGAUGCCGAAUGGGCCCUACGUGAGUGGGGACCUUGUUCGCAGACCUGCGGUGGUGGUAUCCAGAAGCGGGACGUCCUUUGCCUUGAUGCUUACGGCCAUCAGUCAAAAGACUGUCCUGAAGAGCUGCGCCCUGCGUCAUCACAAUCCUGUGCUCUGCAGGCGUGCCCAUCCUGGCUGCAGGGGGAGUGGUCCGAUUGUUCCAAAGCAUGCGGCAGAGGCUAUCGCAAGCGUCAGCUGCGCUGCAUCGGACACGAUGGUCGCAUUUUGCCUAACGAGAGCUGCAACGCUAAAAAUCAGCCACGACCUCGCUUGGAAUUGUGCAACCUGACUCCCUGUUGAAACUGAACACUGAGGCUUGCAACAACCUCGAACGGCUGUAAGUUGGUGCUUUGGAUUCAAAGGGCCCUUUAUGACAGAGACUGCAACCAAACUUCUUUCACCCAUCCAACACUGGGUACAGGGCACAAAGCUGGCACACAGUGUACCUGUCUUGACAGCUGUGAUGGAGGAGAAGAAUACGAACACCUCUGCUGCUUUGGAUGCUGAUGUCAUGCAUGUUAGAUUUUGAGUGUGCGUGGGUGUGUAUGAUGGAUGAUUCAUGAAAGAGUGCAUGAAACAGCUAUGCAUUUGUACCGUCUGUCUGAGCUGGACUAGACAGACAGGUUUAAUUUGUCACAAGAGGGCAUAUAGGCGCUAAUGUCUUUUCCUAGGGUCAAGAGCCGUACCGAGACAAAGGAGUUCAUUAGUAGUGGUGUUUUAUAUAAAGCACCCUCUAGUGGUUCUCCAUUUAAAAGUUGCAAACUCAAAGCACAUAUUUAACAAAUGCAUUUUCUUGCCAAAAUCAAUACCAUAUCUCACCUCAGCUAGGCACACAUGCUGCUAAUCAAACACCACAACAGGUAUUAUGCAUUUCCGCAUAAUUAAGUUUAAGAACGCACAUUAGCUUAACGUUUAGCUUCAUAGGUUGAUAUUUUCAGCAUUUUGCAAAGCCAUACCCGAUCAAGAGGGAUCAUAUCUUUUUUUCAAGGGGGAGGGUGACCAAAGACCAUAGGAUUUAUACCUGAGGAGAGAGUGUGUUUGUGCGAGUGUGUGUUUAUGUAUGUGUGGGUUAGUGUUGUGUGAUUGUGUGGAGGACUUCUCUCCUACUACUACUUCAUAAGUAAUCCUCUCCUGCCUUCUGAGAAGGUAUCUUUGUAAUGAGGUGUCUUUUUUGUACAGAAUAUUCAAACGUUAUUUAUUUUUGUACAGCCCAUUUAAUAUAAUCUUGUUGCUUUUUUAUAAUUAUUGUAUUUCUAUUUGUUGUUGUUAUUGUUGUUAUUGAAAUAACUGAAGGAUGUAGAUUAUAUUAGAGUAUUUAUACAAUAUCUAUGAUCUUAGGUUUAUGAAUAAAGUAUCACAUUGAUUUGUGGACCAAA